AUGAAGGCUUUAAUCCUCGUCGGCGGCUUCGGCACACGUCUGCGCCCUCUCACCCUCACUCUCCCCAAGCCCCUGGUGGAGUUUGGCAACCGGCCCAUGAUUCUCCAUCAGAUCGAAGCGCUCGCUGCUGCUGGUGUCACGGACAUUGUACUUGCCGUCAACUACCGCCCCGAGAUGAUGACGGCCGCGCUGAAGAAGUACGAGGAGAUCUACAACGUCAAGAUUGAGUACUCGGUCGAGACGGAGCCACUGGGUACUGCAGGACCUCUCAAGCUCGCGGAGCGGAUAUUGGGCAAGGACGACACACCUUUCUUCGUCCUCAACUCCGAUGUCAUCUGCGAUUUCCCCUUCAACGAGCUGGCAAAGUUCCACAAGGCGCACGGCCAGGAAGGCACUAUUGUGGUCACAAAGGUCGAGGAGCCGUCCAAGUACGGAGUUGUCGUGCACAAGCCUGACCACCCAUCGCGCAUUGAUCGCUUCGUUGAGAAGCCCGUCGAGUUUGUUGGCAACCGCAUCAACGCCGGAAUCUACAUCCUCAAUCCAUCAGUGCUUAGCCGCAUUGAACUCCGUCCGACCUCGAUCGAGCAGGAGACCUUCCCCGCUAUUGUCAAAGAUGGCCAAUUGCACUCCUUCGACCUCGAGGGCUUCUGGAUGGACGUUGGUCAGCCGAAGGACUUCCUCAGCGGCACAUGUCUCUACCUCUCGUCCUUGACCAAGAAAGGCAGCAAGCUACUCACAUCCACCUCCGAGCCCUAUGUACACGGUGGAAACGUCAUGAUUGACCCUUCGGCAACAAUUGGAAAGAACUGCAAGAUCGGACCCAAUGUCACCAUUGGACCCAACGUGGUCAUCGGAGAUGGUGUCCGACUCCAGCGAUGUGUGCUUUUGGCCGGUAGCAAGGUGAAGGAGCAUGCAUGGAUCAAGAGCACGAUUGUCGGAUGGAACAGCACAGUUGGUCGCUGGGCACGGAUGGAGAAUGUUUCCGUGCUUGGCGACGACGUGAGCAUUGGCGACGAGAUCUACUGCAAUGGCGCCUCGGUGUUGCCUCACAAGAGCAUCAAAGCCAACGUCGACACUCCGGCGAUCAUCAUGUAA
Ramularia collo-cygni is the source of this 1095-nucleotide messenger RNA. RefSeq names its product Mannose-1-phosphate guanyltransferase. Gene Ontology annotation, molecular function: GTP binding; mannose-1-phosphate guanylyltransferase (GTP) activity. Gene Ontology annotation, cellular component: cytoplasm. NCBI's taxonomy places the organism in Eukaryota, Fungi, Ascomycota, Dothideomycetes, Mycosphaerellales, Mycosphaerellaceae. Gene Ontology annotation, biological process: GDP-mannose biosynthetic process; cell wall mannoprotein biosynthetic process. The transcript has 3 exons. The record is from RefSeq and is a predicted model, not a curated record. Bases 1 to 1095 code for a protein of 364 amino acids.